Molecule: messenger RNA, 942 nt
Organism: Hansenula ciferrii
Lineage: Eukaryota; Fungi; Ascomycota; Saccharomycetes; Phaffomycetales; Wickerhamomycetaceae
Exons: 1
Coding region: 1-942 (313 amino acids)
Source: RefSeq, a predicted model, not a curated record
AUGACAAUACCAUUUGAACAAAAAACUGAAAGACAAAAAUUAGAUGAUGGAGAUACAGAAGUGAUUAAUACAAAUGUAUCACCUUCAAAAUUAAUUUAUUCAACUUUUAAUAAUUCACAUAAUGGAUUUGGUAAAUAUAUAUUUGAUUCAAAAGUUCCAUAUGCAACAAAGAGAAGAAAUUUUACAAUUGAAGAAAGAGGUUAUUAUUUUUCAACAAGAUUUGAUGUUAUAAAUUCACAAAAUUUUGAUAUUAAUGAUCCAAUAUUAAAUGAUAUGGAAGAUACUAGUAAAUUAUAUGGAUUUGUUGAAUAUCUUCGACAUCCAAAUUUGGAAUUGAUGUAUGAUGUUGUAAGAUAUAUUGGAAGACAUCAUUAUCAUGUUGAUUCAUGUACUAAACUUAGUCCAAAUGUUUCAAAAUAUUUUAAAUUAAAAAAUCCAUAUAAUGGACAAAUUGAAAAAAUUGUGGAAAUGGCAUAUACAAAUACAAGUUGGCUUGGUGCUAAAGAUAUAAGUUUUUAUCUGAUGGAGAGUGGGAUUGGAUAUAUAGAGGAUAUAGUUUCAGUUACAACGUUAACUUCAACAAAUCCUUUAUUUAAUGAUCCAAAAAGUCCUAAUGAAGCUAUUCCAAGUGUAAUUACUAUAAUUAAAUCACCACUUUUAUUAAACAUCCCAGAGGUAAUAUUGGAAAGAUAUCUUCAACAUCCAGAUGAAAAUGUAUUGAAUAGAAUGAUUCCAAGUGAUUUACUUGAUCAUUUACCUGGAUUGAAGGAAUAUUCUCAAUUAAAUAUGGAAAAAUUAAAUCAAUUUAAAAAAGGUCAACCUUUAAUGCUUAUAAACCAAGAUGGGAAAUGGGAAAAUUCUAAUCAAGACGAAGGUGAAGAAUGGUAUGAUUCAUUGGAUUCAAUGGAGGAUUUGAAAAAUGCAAUCAAUGAGAUUAUUUAA